AUGGCGGAUGGAUCGCUGGAGGACCUGCUCUCGGAGCUUUUGGGGAACGAUGAAGAGCCGGAGGCCGGCGCCGACCGUGGCGCCGCCACCCUCCGCGCCGCCGAGGCCGCCGAGCGCGCGCUCGCCGCGCCGCCGCCGGGCGCCCCGCCGCCCGAGGACUCGCUGUCCGUGCUGACUCAGCUCCUGGCCGACGCGCCGGGGGACUGGAACCCGCAGGGCCGGCCUGACGCGGUGGGCGCGAUGGUGGGCGGAGCGGUGCUGCUGCGGCUGGAGGAGCUCAGCGCGGUGGUGGGCAGCCUUGCCUCAUGGUGGGCGGCGCACGGCCGGCCGCAGGCCGUCGCCGCGGCCGGCCAGUUUGUGGCGGUCGGAACCAGCAGCGGCGCCGUGGUGGUGCUGCAGCUCCCGCCGGCGCACCCGCAGCAGCCGCAGCAGCAGGGCGCCGCACCGCCCGCCGGCGGCGCGCCCGCGGCGGCGGGCGGCGCGGCGGUGUGGGCGCUGGGGGACGGGCCGAAGCCCGAGCUGGGCCCGGUGACGGCGCUGGCGUUCUCGCACCCAGCGGGCGCACAGGAUGCCCUCUGGCUCGCCGCCGGCCACGCGGGCGGCGUGGUGGCGGUCUGGGAGAUCCAGAAGCGCGGCGGCAAGCAGGUGGCGACGAUAGCCCAGCAUGGCGCCCCCAUCAGCAGCGUAUCCUUCUUCCCGGGCAAGGGCACCUCCCAGCUGCUCACCGCCGACCGGCGCGGCCGCGCGGUGCUGCACACGUUCUCGUCCAUGCUGCUGCGAACUUCCACCAGCAGCCGCACCGACGGCGGCGGCACGGCGCGCGUGGGCGAGGGUACCGUGUGCCUCACCACUCUCUCUCAUUGCUACGUCGCGCGGUUCAAGCCCUCUGGGGAGCUGCUGCCAUUGUACAGCAUCCCGCAGCCCGGCGGCGCCUCGCACGUGCCCGCCGCGGCGUGGCUGCCGCAUCACCGGCGCCCCGGCGGCGGCGAGACGCUGCGCCACGGCGGCGUCGCGGUGCCGGCCGCGGUGCUGUCGCUGGCGUGGGGGCCGCGGCUGGUGCUGUUCAAUGUGCCGUUGGUGGGCGACCACCAAGGGGCCGCCGAGGCAGCGUCACCCGAUCCGGCGUCACCCGCGCCCGCGGCCAUGCUGCGCCGCCCGGCCCCCGGCGCAUCCGGUGGCGGCCGCGGCGCCGCGGCGCGCCAGGCCGCGCUCGAGGCGCUCACCGCCGCCGCCGCCAGCCAGCUCACGGGCAUGUUCCCUUUGAGCAUCGCGGGCAUGUGGCGGCCGAAGCCCAAGCGCUCGGCGCACAAGCAGCAGCAGGGACAGCAACAGCAGCAGCAGGGGCAAGAGCAGGGGCAGCAGCAGGGGCAGCAGCAGCAGCAGCAGCAGCAGCAUCUGGGGCCCGAGGAGGCGCUGCCCGUGCUGGGCCUGCACUGGCUGGACCAGGACGUGCUGGCGGCGGUGUGCCAGCAGGGGCUGAGUGCAGUGCUGCUGGUGCUGGAGGGCAGCAGCCUGCAGGUGCGGGAGCAGCUGCAGUUACUGGACCCGCCGCUGCUGCUGGAGCAGGCCCCGGGCGUCGGCGGCUGCGGCGCGAGUGUGGUGGGGCUGGGGCCGCGCGUGUACCUGCUGACCAGCGGCGGGCUGUCCUGGGGGCGGCUCAUGCAGUGGAGCGAGCGGCUCAAGACGCUGCAGGACAUCCAAAAGUUCAAGCUCGGCCUGUACUAUGCUCUAUCAUUCUACAAGAAUGCACAGCAGCACCAGCAACAGCAGCAGCAGCAGCAGCAGCAAGCCCCGUCCAGCGGCGGCGGCGCCGCCAGCCCCGCCGCCGCGGCCGCCGCCGCCGGGCGCCGGCCGAUGACCGGCGGGCUGCAGCAGCAGCUAAACGGGAGCGGGGCGAGCAGCUCGUGA
Monoraphidium neglectum is the source of this 1908-nucleotide messenger RNA. RefSeq lists its product as hypothetical. Gene Ontology annotation, biological process: endosomal vesicle fusion; protein targeting to vacuole. Bases 1 to 1908 code for a protein of 635 amino acids. Gene Ontology annotation, cellular component: late endosome; HOPS complex. The record is from RefSeq and is a predicted model, not a curated record. Gene Ontology annotation, molecular function: protein binding. The transcript is spliced from 9 exons. Lineage: Eukaryota; Viridiplantae; Chlorophyta; Chlorophyceae; Sphaeropleales; Selenastraceae.